Messenger RNA from Aphidius gifuensis, 939 nucleotides. RefSeq names its product PH domain-containing protein YHR131C-like. The record is from RefSeq and is a predicted model, not a curated record. The coding region runs from base 1 to 777 and encodes 258 amino acids. NCBI's taxonomy places the organism in Eukaryota, Metazoa, Arthropoda, Insecta, Hymenoptera, Braconidae. The transcript has 3 exons.
AUGGAAAAAAAUGUUCGUGAUGCUCGUAGAUAUAAUGACUCACAAAAUUUACGUGAAGAUGUUGAUUUUGUUGCAUGGCAUUAUGAUGAUAAUGCAUUUAAUUUUGAUGAAGUUUCUAUUCCACCUGGACGAGUUCUCACUGGAGUUAGAUUUGCAAUGGUUGAAAUAAAAAAAGGUGAGAAAAAGAAACGUAUUCAAGUACAAGCUGAAUCGAUGGAAUACGAUCAUAUAAUUGGUACAUUAGUACAGAAUACUGAAAAAUGGACAAAACCUGAUCCUAACAAUCAUAACACCGCAUUGAAGUUCGUAAACAAUAUACCAAUAAAUUCAGACCAACCAACAAUACGUGAUUCAGAAACAAAUCAAUAUGUAAUACCAGGUAUAAGUGAUGAACGGAAAGAUGCUGGACAAUCAGUACUUCCAUUUUUCGAUGCACAAACUAUAGGUUGUAGACCAGAAGCACCACUUGGUGGUAUUGGUUUACAUCAUCGAGGUGUAGCUAAGAGAUCUGAGGAUUCUGGAUUUUUGGGACUGAGUGCUCAUACUGUUGAUUAUGCUAGUUUCCUGAGAAAAGGUGCGAAAAAAUAUGCUGAAACUCGAAAGUUGAUAGAGGAAGAUGAUGAUGAUGAUGAUGAUGAUGAUGAUGAUGAUAAUGAUGAUGAUGAUAAUGAUGACGAUGAUGAUGAUGAUGAUGAUGAUGAUGAUGAUGAUGAUGAUGAUGAUGAUGAUGAUGAUGAUGAUGAUGAUGAUGAUGAUGGUGAUGACGAUGAUGAUUGAGUUCAACCUCGACAACACAUAUAAAAAAAUAUGCAACUCGGUAAUUCUUGGUAUAUAAAUUAAUAAUUUAAUAUAAUUGUUAAAAGUAAAUUUGUUGAUGUAAUGAUUAAAACAAAGUAAAAACCUACACAAGACGUAAAAAAAAAAAAAAAGAAAAAAAAA